AACUAUUUUCAUCACCAAAAAACUCUCUUUAUCUAUUUUCUCUUCAUUUUGGUCUAAACCCUCAAUUAUAUUUGCUUUGAAUAUAUUUAACAUGGAGGGUUUAAGCAUUAUGAAAUACCAAUAUUUUUCUUUUGCUUUGUUGUUGUUGUUAUUGGCGACAUGCAAAGCACAACUCUCUUCAACUUUUUACGACAAUACUUGCCCGAACGCACUUUCUACUAUCCAAACUUCAAUCAACGCCGCCAUCUCACAAGAAACUCGUAUGGCCGCUUCUCUCAUUCGUCUUCACUUUCACGAUUGCUUUGUUCAGGGAUGUGAUGCAUCAAUUUUACUUGAGAGUACAGAUACAAUCACAAGUGAAAAGUCAGCUCCACAAAAUAGUAACUCAAUAAGAGGUGAAAAUGUUAUUGAAGAUGCAAAAACACAAGUGGAGAGCAUAUGUCCUGGAGUUGUAUCUUGUGCUGAUAUUCUUGCUGUUGCAGCUAGAGAUGCAUCUGUUGCUGUGGGUGGUCCAUCUUGGACAGUGAUGUUAGGGAGAAGAGAUUCUACUACGGCAAACUUGGCCGCAGCCAAUAGUGAUCUUCCACGUUUUACAGAUACCCUUCGAGAAUUGAUUGGAAAUUUUUCUAACAAAAAUCUCAAUGCUAGAGACAUGGUUGCUCUUUCAGGUUCUCAUACAAUUGGACAAGCUCAAUGCUUUACAUUCCGUGAAAGGAUAUACAAUGCAACUGAUAUUGAUGCAGCCUUUGCAAGCAAUCUUAGAAAUGGAUGCCCUCAAACAAGUCCCAAUGGAAAUUCAAAUUUGGCACCACUUGAUACCCUUACACCAAAUUCAUUUGACAACAAUUACUUCACUAAUUUGGUUGACCAAAAGGGUCUUCUAGCUUCAGACCAAAUCCUUUUCAGUGGUGGAGAAACUGACUCUAUUGUUACUGAGUAUACUAACUCUGCUUCCACUUUUAACUCUGAUUUUGCCUCAGCUAUGGUUAAAAUGGGAAAUAUUGAACCUACUACUGGCUCAGCUGGUCAGAUUAGGAGGAUCUGUAGUGCUGUUAACUCAUCAUGAAUGAUGAAUUAAUUACUUGUAUGUUAUGCUUUUGAUGAAAUUAAUUACUAUAUUUGUAAGCUUAUAGUAAUUGGUUAGCCAACUUUUUAUUACGUACAAAUUAGUUCUAUUAUAUAUAGUUAAUUAUUUGUAAUAAUAAAAGCACAAACGAUGUAACGUUUCGUGAUCAAUGCAUUAUUAUGAUUUA
This is a messenger RNA of Cannabis sativa, 1253 nucleotides long. Its product is annotated as lignin-forming anionic peroxidase. Bases 92 to 1066 code for a protein of 324 amino acids. Gene Ontology annotation, biological process: hydrogen peroxide catabolic process; response to oxidative stress. NCBI's taxonomy places the organism in Eukaryota, Viridiplantae, Streptophyta, Magnoliopsida, Rosales, Cannabaceae. Gene Ontology annotation, molecular function: peroxidase activity; heme binding. The record is from RefSeq and is a predicted model, not a curated record. The transcript has 4 exons.